This is a messenger RNA of Lachancea mirantina, 2457 nucleotides long. Lineage: Eukaryota; Fungi; Ascomycota; Saccharomycetes; Saccharomycetales; Saccharomycetaceae. The record is from the annotation of a GenBank genome assembly.
AUGGCUGAUAGUCGACAAAAAUCUGUCAAGCAACUCGUUACGGAAUUAGAAGCGGCGUCUCAGCUACAACGGCGAGGCAAAGCUUAUAGUUUUCGGUGUGAUAUUUUCGAACAUAGUGGACAACUGAUUAGUUGGAAGUUCAAUGAAUGGGAUUACGGCAAAAAUAAUAUAACUCUGCCAACUAAUGCGCGAGGACUGUUCAUCUCAGACGAUCCUGAGGACCCUACGAUUGUGGCUCGAGGAUACGAUAAAUUUUUCAACGUUGAUGAGGUUAAUGCUACCAAAUGGGAAGAGCUCGAAAGGAACACCAAGGGACCCUACGAAGUUACUGUCAAGGAGAACGGGUGCAUCAUAUUCAUAUCAGGCCUGGCAGAUGGGACACUAGUCGUAUGUUCGAAGCAUUCAACGGGUCCUCGAGAGGACUCGGACAGAAAUCAUGCUCUGGCAGGGAAAACGUUUCUGGAAGCUCAAUUAAAAGCCCUUGAUAUUGACCCCAGGGCAUUAGCCCAAAAACUUUACCAGUCAAGCCUAACGGCCGUUGCUGAGUAUUGCGAUGAUUCAUUUGAGGAACACAUCUUAGAGUACACGAAAUCAGACGCUGGACUUUAUCUACACGGCCUCAAUUACAACCAACCCACGUUCGCCACGCUACCGACUAUUGAAGUCCGCAAAUUUGCCGACGAAUUUGGGUUUAAGAAGAUUGAAUAUUUGGUUAAACCAGACAUUUUCUCACUUAGAAAGUUUUUGGAAAGCUGUUCAGAGACUGGUUCUUACCAAGGUCAAGAGAUUGAAGGUUUUGUAAUAAGAUCCAAGAUCUUGAAUGGAGAGGCGUUUUUCUUCAAAUUCAAGUUUGAAGAACCUUACUUGAUGUACAGACAAUGGCGGGAGGUUACUAAAGAGUAUAUCCUAUCCAAAUCGCGUGUUUUCCGAUUCAGAAAGCACAAAUUUAUCACAAAUAAGUAUUUGGACUUUGUCAUUCCUAUUCUCGAUUCAAGUCCAGAUAUCCGUGAAAAUUAUCUCAAGGACAUAGGAAUUAUCAGCAUGCGUAAGCAAUUCUUGGACAGUUAUGGCCUAUCUGGGCUCGAAAUUCUCAAUCACGAAAAGGUCAGGGAACUUGAAAUGCGUAAUGCUGUGGAUUACGACAAAGUUGAUAAGAACACAAAAUUUAUCAUAAUUCCCAUUGCAACUAUAGGAUGUGGGAAAACUACCACGGCCCUUACUUUGAAGAAUCUUUACCCUGAAACUUGGCAGCAUGUUCAAAAUGAUGACAUCACUGGAAGAGACAAGUCAAUGCUAAUGAAGAAGUCUUUGGAGUUGUUGGCUCAAGACGGCGUGAAAUGUGUAAUCAUUGACAGAAACAAUCACCAAUACCGUGAACGAAAGCAGCUUUUUGAAUGGUUUACUGAAUUAAAAGAAGACUAUCUACCCUAUGAUUGCAAUGUGAAGAUAAUAGGUGUAAGUUUUCUCUCGUACGAAGACGUCGAAGAUACCACCAGUAUAACAAUCAAGCGGGUCAUGGCUAGGGGAGACAAUCAUCAAAGUAUCAAAGCCAUCAGUGAUGGCCAAAAGAAAGUUUUGGGUAUCAUGAAUGGGUUUUUGCAAAGAUACCAGCCCUUGAGGGCCGACGCCAGUCCUGAUUGCUCAUUUGACUUUGUUUUACAGUUGAGCGUGAAAGAAGAAAAUUCGUCACUUCUCAAUGCAAAAAGAAUUUUGACAGCAUUGCAUAAAGAGUACGCUGUCCUUGUUCCGAAAUUGCCUUCUGAUUCAGAGAUCAAUAGUGCCUUCGAGCAGAGUUUGCAUUAUCGUCCUACUAUCACAAAGAUAGUCAAAGGGCAAGAUAAAAAGGAAUUCAAGCACAAACCCAUUUAUUUUUCUGCAGAGGUAUCCGACGUGGAUGGUUUCAUUAAAAAUCUAUCUCAGCUCGUGGAGAGCUCAUCGAAUGGCGUUGACACGACAGUUUUCGAAAAAGUUAUAGAAGAGGGCAGAUGUCAGAAAUCUCUUCACAUUACGCUGGGCCACGUGAUAUCGGGACGGAAGGGUACGAAAAAGCAGAAAGACCUGUGGUGUGAAUAUAAUAAACGCUAUUCUGGGUAUCUUUUGAAGUCGAACAGCACGGUUUCGAAAAGCUUGAUUAAAACGUCUGACUUUGUAAAUUUCAAGUUGGACAAACUUAUCUGGGAUGAUAAAAUUAUGGCCGCGCUAGUUCUAUUGGAUGACGAAUGCGUUUUCGACGAGAAGACUCAAACGCCGGUUCCCCAUUUAAGCUGCGCUAAUGAAUAUUCGCACAUAACGGUCGCCUUGCUUCAACCUGGAGUCAAGCCAUUUUACUCCAAUGCUUUAUGUCAGGCGGUCACGCGCGAACACGGUAACGUUGCUGGUAAUCAUCCGGAUGGAACGACUAGUGUCAUUUUCAAAGACGCUCCUACACUAAAUGCCAGGGUUUGCAUCAACAUCUAA